Messenger RNA from Cryptomeria japonica (Japanese cedar), 528 nucleotides. Its product is annotated as caffeic acid 3-O-methyltransferase-like. Gene Ontology annotation, biological process: methylation. Gene Ontology annotation, molecular function: O-methyltransferase activity; S-adenosylmethionine-dependent methyltransferase activity. Lineage: Eukaryota; Viridiplantae; Streptophyta; Pinopsida; Cupressales; Cupressaceae. The record is from RefSeq and is a predicted model, not a curated record. The coding region runs from base 1 to 528 and encodes 175 amino acids. The transcript has a single exon.
AUGACAUAUGGGCUGAACAGCGUUUCAAAGUUACUUGUGAAGGAAGGAAACAAGGAUUCCUGUGUGCCAUUUCUGAUGUUGGCAGUACACAAAGUGUACUUGGAUACUCACCACCAUUUUCAUGAUGCUGUCUUGGAAGGGCGUCAUCCCUUUGUCAAGGUGUAUGGCACAAGCCCCUGGGAAUAUGUUAGUUCAAUUGCUGAAGCCAACAGGCUUUUUAACCAGGCCAUGGCCUGUCAUACAAAUGAUGUCAUGGCUUCUGUGGUGAAGAUGUAUGAUGGGUUAAAGAGUGUUAGGAGUGUGGUGGAUGUAGCUGGAGGAGUUGGCUCUGCACUGUCUGCUAUACUUGCUCAGUAUUCACACAUAAAAGGCAUUAACUUUGAUUUACCUCAUGUCUUUGCAACUGCACCUGCCAUAACUGGUGAGAGACCACAUCUCAGUUUUCAAGGCAGGAAAAAGUUAUUAGUUUUGUUUUAUUUAUGGAUCAAUAGUGAUGGUGAUUGGUGUGGACAGAUUGGCACUUCUUAG